Messenger RNA from Magnolia sinica, 726 nucleotides. RefSeq names its product aminopeptidase M1-B-like. NCBI's taxonomy places the organism in Eukaryota, Viridiplantae, Streptophyta, Magnoliopsida, Magnoliales, Magnoliaceae. The record is from RefSeq and is a predicted model, not a curated record. Bases 301 to 612 code for a protein of 103 amino acids. The transcript is spliced from 4 exons.
GGGAAGAUGUUUUUGCUGCUGAUCUUCUUUUAUCUGGUAUACUCGUGCUGUGAAUUACUUGGAGUAGUGCAUAUGCAGUAUUCCAUCAAGUUUUGUUGACAUAUUUGCAUUCUAUUUUUAAUUGUGAUCCAAUCUAGCUAACAUCUGCUCAUUUGAAUUCUUUAUCUGCUAUUUUUCUAGGAUUAAGCAACACAUCAUUUACAAGUUGCAAUUGUUGUAGCACAUGAACUUGCACAUCAAUGGUUUGGAAAUCUUGUAACAACGGAAUGGUGGAUACAUUUGUGGCUUAAUGAGGGUUUCAUGACAUGGGUGAGCUAUUUAGCAACUGAUUGCUCGUUUUCUGAAUGGAAAAUUUGGACGCAAUUUCUUGACCAGACUACUCAGGGCCUUAGGCUGGACUGGCUUGCAGAAUCACAUGCUAUUGAGGAAGAUAGAAGAGGCUGCAGCAUUGAGGAUGCCAAAGUUGUUUGUGAACCCCAUAUUUUGGACCAGAAUCUGUCUAUGAGUAAAAAGACCCACAACUUUUUCUUCCUUUCAUUUUCUGAAAUUGGUUUUGGUUUUUUUCUUCCUCCUGUUUGGAAGGGAUUCUUGGAUGAUCAAUACACACAAUAGUUCUUCUAGGAUUAACUGUUUAUUAUAAAUUAAUAAAAUGAUUUUAAUGAUUAGAAAAUAUAGGUCUAAAAUGAUUUAUUUCAGCUUUCAAAAAGUGGUGAGAUUUUGAAACUC